AUGAAUAAAAUAUUUAUAUCCCUCUUCUUAAUACUCUCACUCUUUAUUUCGACUUCAUAAUCAUUGGAAUCUCCUAAACGUGAAAUUUAGGAUCCCUUUACUCAUGGCGCAAUCUAAUAAAUUUUGAGAAAAGCCUUUGCAGACAACAAUUGCCCACCGGAACAAUCAAAAACUUAUUGCUCAGGUAGUUAGCCAUGCUGCAAGGUUGGAAACAGGUAUGGAUGCUGUCCCUAUUCAUUUGGUGUGUGUUGUGGAGACGGUACCUGUGUACCAAGUGGGGGAAGAUGUUGAAGAAGAAAUAAUCAGUUUUCCAUUAAUUUU
Messenger RNA from Paramecium octaurelia, 321 nucleotides. Lineage: Eukaryota; Ciliophora; Oligohymenophorea; Peniculida; Parameciidae. The record is from the annotation of a GenBank genome assembly.